AGCCCUGAAAGAGACCGCCAAAAAAAAUAUUGACAUGCUGCCCCGUGGAACCCUCUUAUCAGAAUCCAACAUUGUGUCAUCGGAAAUGAUUUGAUGGAAAUUCUGCCGUGUCUCCUGCUCAUGUAUAUCGUUCUGCACAAGACGGAAUUGAACCCACCCCUCGCCUUGCAGCUCGUGAUCUUCACGCCAGCAUGCUUCUUGGCACCCGAAAGUCGCGAGCGGGAGUUCCAGGUCGAUGUGAUUACAUCGUAUUCUCCAUCUGUUGGGAGUGCAAGAAGGUCUAGUGAAGCGACUUUUGUGGAGGGGGAUUCCUUUCGUGGGAGUCCUGCAUUUGCGUCCGGGCCUGCGGCAGAGAUGAUGGUUAGGAGCGCUCUUCUGCAGAUCACAUCCAUUUCGCCAAGUUGGUUCAUCCUUCAACUUCAUCUUGUCUUCAAGGGAGUCCUGAAUGGUUCAGAGAGAAUCCACCCAGAGGUAUUGCUCGUCGAGUUUCUGGCAAAGAGAGAUUGCAUCCUUGAUAGUAUCUGGAAGAGAGCCCAUUAUGUCGAACAGCGCUCUAGAUUGUCUUAGUUCCGGAAGGUUUGAUUUGCUCAUCAGUCGUAGAAAAUGGGACCAUGCCAGGCGGGAAAUGCGACUGAAAAUAUCUCAGGGUUGCCUCCAU
Messenger RNA from Hyaloscypha bicolor E, 658 nucleotides. RefSeq lists its product as uncharacterized. NCBI's taxonomy places the organism in Eukaryota, Fungi, Ascomycota, Leotiomycetes, Helotiales, Hyaloscyphaceae. The transcript has a single exon. The record is from RefSeq and is a predicted model, not a curated record. The coding region runs from base 94 to 567 and encodes 157 amino acids.